AUGUCGUUCCCGAAGGCUCCGCUCAAGCGGUUCAACGAGGCACCAACUUGUGCUCCACCGCCAGGCUCUUAUGAUAUCCAAACUUCAGAUUCCUCAAAAGGACCUGUGUCUUUUGACAAGUCCCACCGGUUCAGAAUGGAGACAGAGGAUGUAGGAACUCAACAGAAUCCGAGCAGCAUGAAGCCACCUUCCCCAGCAACUAGACGAAAACUCCAAUCUCUUGGAUCAAGACCAAACAGUUUGGGAUUGAAGUCUGAAAAAGAUUUGACUGUCAUGAAAGGCUUGAGGAAACAAAAGGAGUUGGAAAAAGAGAUUCGGGUGCUAAUUGCAGAAAGAGGCCAGCAGGAUAAAAAACUGCAAGGUCUAGAGGAAGAUCUGGCCAAGUCUGAAUCCAAACUGUGUGCUGUCAUUAGGGAGAAAACCUCUCUUUUGACAAACGUUGCUUCUCUGGAAAAGCAGCUUCUGGAGCUGAGCAGGAGCAAUGAAAUUCUCAAAACAAAGUAUUUUGAAGAUGGAACACAGAAAAUGAGCCGUUUAUAUACAGAGUUAAUGAGGCUCAGAAAUCGGAUGAAUACAAAGAAGACUGCAUUUGUCAAGCAGGAAAACAUGGACACUAAAUUGAAUACAGACCAAAGAACCUUGGAUCAUUCAAAUGAAAAAGCAACACAGCUGGAAGAACAACCAACAGCUGCCGAGAGGCAGGAUGAAGAGAAAUGUGACUCGGAGAAACUCUUGGAAUAUAUUGCAGAACUUGGCAAUGUUGCAGAACAAGUUGAAGAUAAAUUCAAGAUGGAUAUUGCCCAAUUAGAGGAAAAAAUAGAAGCUAAGAAUAAAGAAACUGAAACAUUGCAAAGUACUCUUCAGCUGAAAGAAUCAACACUGUCAGCACAAAUUGAAGAGCUGCGUGAGAAGUGCAAGAUGUAUGAACAGCAAAAAGGGAAAUGUUUAAUUGAAUAUGGAGAAAAGGAGCAAACUCUGAAUGCUGAGAUAGAACAUCUGAAAGAAAAACUGGAUCUAGAAGAACGGGAACACCAAAAGCAGAAAGAAGUCUGUAAGGCCUCUGCUACUACGCAUCAGAAGUUGCUUGAAUUUCAAGAAGAGGUGGCUAAAGAGAGAGAAAUUCUGAACAGAGAACUGAAAGAAACCAUGGAUGAGUUGGAUAGGCUGCACACCAAAGAAGGCAAAGUUGACAAGCUGUUGAAGCACUUGGAAGAAGAGAAUAAAGCCCAAGCUGAGGAGCUAGCACAGCUGGAAGGAAAACUGAAAAGGAAAAAUGCAAAGUUAGAGAAAAUGGCUGAAUUACACAGUAGCGCCAUUGUGAAGAUGCAAGAAGAGCACAGUAAUACCCUGUGCAAACUUGGAGAGACCGUUGCUGAGUUUGAAACUUACAAAGUUUGUGUGGCCGAAGAAAUUGCAUGCCUCAGACAAGAGAAAACUACCCUCCACGGUGAAACACUUGAGAUGAGCAAAACAGUCCAGCACAUGACUGAGGUGAUGCAAGAAGCACAGCUUGCUACAGACAAGGCAAAGGAAGAAUGUGCAAGGAUGCUCCUGGAUGCUGAGACAAAAAUAGCAUUAAGAGAUGCAGAAAUAAAAAAGAUCAAGGAUUCGAAUAUUGUGCAAAUUGCUAAUUUACAAGCAAGGCUAGAAGACCAAAGUGAAGAAUUAAACAAGCAACUUGAAAUGGAAAGGAAAACCAUCGCAGAAAAACUAGAAGCUGAUUAUAUAAAGAGUAUAAAUAACUGGCGUGUCCUAUAUGAGGACUUAUAUAAUAAAGUCAAACCAUUUCAGCAACAACUUGAUGCUUAUGAGGCUGAGAAGAAUGCCCUUUUGAACGAACAUGGUGUAGCCCAAGAAGAGCUGAACAAAAUUAGUGAUGCAUAUGCUAAGCUGCUGGGCCAUCAGAAUCAGAAGCAGAAAAUCAAACAUGUAAUGAAACUGAAAGAAGAGAAUACCCAACUGAAACAGGAGGUAUCAAGAUUGCGCACUCAGCUAGCAAAGAACAAACAAGUUCAUGGAGAGCUCCAGGGGCAAAUUAAUGAAAUUCAGGGUAUCAAACGAUUUGAUCCUUCUAAAGCUUUUCAGCACUCUACUAAGGAAAAUGUUGCCCCCAAAACACCUUUUAAAGAAAGUAACAGAAACAAAAGCCAAGCUGCUCUGUACUGAACAGGAAUAAAGUCACGUGUUGAAGUGUCAAGGGCUCUACUUGCGACGUAAUUGACUAGUCCUACUGAAUUAUGUGUACUUCUGUAGAUUCUUUAAAUUCAGUGGAAUGAUGUAGCUAAAUUGCAAUAUAAUAAAGC
Elgaria multicarinata webbii is the source of this 2303-nucleotide messenger RNA. It is a transcript of the gene HMMR, whose product is annotated as hyaluronan mediated motility receptor. The record is from RefSeq and is a predicted model, not a curated record. Gene Ontology annotation, cellular component: membrane. The transcript has 19 exons. Lineage: Eukaryota; Metazoa; Chordata; Lepidosauria; Squamata; Anguidae. Bases 1 to 2166 code for a protein of 721 amino acids. Gene Ontology annotation, molecular function: hyaluronic acid binding.